Messenger RNA from Planococcus citri (citrus mealybug), 1181 nucleotides. Its product is annotated as probable peptidyl-tRNA hydrolase 2. Gene Ontology annotation, molecular function: peptidyl-tRNA hydrolase activity. The transcript has 3 exons. Gene Ontology annotation, cellular component: mitochondrion; cytosol. Bases 251 to 757 code for a protein of 168 amino acids. NCBI's taxonomy places the organism in Eukaryota, Metazoa, Arthropoda, Insecta, Hemiptera, Pseudococcidae. The record is from RefSeq and is a predicted model, not a curated record.
CGAUUAUUCGAUUGUUCGAUUUCAUCUUUCGAUAAUCGAGCGUCGAACCGUCGACGAUCGAAAUUUCAAAACAAAUGAAACCCGCGAACGCGAAGAUCAAAGCCAAUUUUUUUUGCACCUUCGCAGUGUUUGUGUUUUUAAUUCACGUGAGUGACUGAUAUGAGAAUGAAACAUUGAAACCAAUUAUUUAAAAUUUGAAUCCUGAAUUAAUUAUAUCUUAUCGGAUCGUUUUGGACACAAAUGCGUAAUCAUGCUGGAUACUUUGAUUAGUAAUAAAUGUUUCAUCGUUAGCUUCGGCGCCGGUUUCAUCGGAACUGUAGUAUUUCUAUAUUUCUUUGAAAACCACAGCAAGCCUCCAAAAGAUGAACCGGCAGAAUCCAAACCAAAACCUCUGAGACCUAAAAAAGUUUCCGGUGAAUGUAAAAUGGUCCUUGUUGUUCGUAAAGAUGUGAAGGCAACCAAAAGAGAGAUAGCUGCAUACUGCGUAAAUGCUUGUUUCGAAGCCUACAAACGAAGUCUAGAAAAAUAUCCGAAGUUGGUUAAGCACUGGGAAUGGAACGGAUCAGCCAAAAUAGCUUUGAAAGUAAACAACGAAGCUGAAUUAAUUGCUAUCAAGAAGAAAGCAGACGAGCAAGAUAUAAUUAACCAUAUGGUUCUAUCAGAAAACCAAUCUCUAAAAUCAGCUCUCGUUUUAGCCCUUGGUCCGGAUAUAUUGCCACAAAUUAAUUCUGUUACUGGUCAUCUCAAAUUGUACUAAGGUAGUUCUGAACUACGUGAUUUUUAUUAUUCGGACAGGAAUAAUACUUGAAGAUUAGCAGCAUUACGAAACAUUUCAGCAAUAAUGAUAACACUGCUGAUUUUUAUACGAUGGAUCUCGUUUUUUAUUCGAUUUACUUAACGUCCGAUAAAUUUUUGAUUAAUUUCGUUUCAUCUUAACGCAUUCUCGAUAUUACUGCUUUUACUGCCUUUAUGAAUGAGAAAUGAGAAAAAUUUCAGUAGGAAAUUGGCGAAAUGCAUUGUUAAUUCGGUGUUGACUUUUGCUUGUAGCGCCUAUGAAUUGCGGCGGAGAAAAAGAUAUUGAAAUGUGAUCAGAAAAUUCAUCAUCUAUGAUAUCAGAAUUUAAUUUUUUUAUCUGUGUUGCUCAAUGUUCUUUUUAAGAAUAAAGAUAUAUUUUUGUGAUA